UGUCACUUCCUUUAGGAAUCCUUCUUCCUCAUAGGUCGUUAUACUGCAGCUGUGUUUGUAAACAGAGGUCUUGCGUAUGAAUGUUUUCUUGAAGCUUGCUUAGACAGUUACAGAUAUAGUAAUGGCAGAAAAAGAGGAGAAUGAGAUUAUUGAGCACCAUGUUAGUGAGGAAAUGGAAAAGAAAAGAUCCAGGACAAGAGAUUCUCAUUCAUUUCUGGAGAGUGCCACCAUCUCUGAGAAGGAGGGGCACAGCAGUACCCAGUCCUCACACCGGCUGCUAGCCUACAGCGAUGCACUCAUCUCCAUAAUAGCUACUAUUAUGAUUUUGCCUGUAGCACAUACAAAGAUAGAGCCAGACCAGGAACUACAAGAAAGUUUACAGCAGCUCCUGACAACAAAAAUUGCUGUGUACCUGAUGACCUUUUUAAUAGUCACUGUGGCUUGGGCUGCACAUAUCAGAUUAUUCCAAGUAAUUGAGCGAAUAGAUGACUUCCUAGCACUUCUUAACCUGGCAUGUAUGAUGCUAAUUACUUUCCUGCCAUAUACAUUCUCCUUGAUGGCUACAUUCCCAGAAGUUCCACUUGGAAUUCUGUUAUUCUGUGCUUGUGCAAUAGUUAUAGGUCUGAUUCAGGCUGUGAUUGUCAUAUACGGAUUUGGCCAUCCUUACCUAUUGAAUGACCACAUACAGAUAUCAGAAAACCAGACCUUCUACAAACGCCACAUAUUAAAGAUUAUUUUAAGAGUCCCUGCUUUCUGCUUUUUUGCAGGGAUCUUUUCUUUCAUAUUUUUCCCGCUGUCAUACGUUCUCCUUGCCCUGGUCAUCUUCCUUCCUUACAUAACCCAGUCCUUAAAAUGGUGUGGAAACAAGAUUGUUGGUCGUCAAGAGGAGCUUCCUGAGAGCAUGUUGCUCUACUCAUACCACCCAAGUGAGCCUCUCAGCAAAGAGCGGGUUGAAGCCUUUACAGAUGGGGUAUAUGCUAUUGUAGCCACACUUUUAAUUUUGGAUAUAUGCGAGGACAAUGUUCCUGAUCGUAACGAGGUGAAGGAGAAGUAUCAAGGCAGUCUGAUUGCAGCUCUCAGCGAGUUUGGCCCCGAGUUCCUGGCUUACUUUGGCUCUUUUGUGACUGUGGGGCUCCUCUGGUUUGUUCAUCAUUCACUGUUUUUGCACGUAACCAAGGCGACAAGGUUCAUGGGCCUACUCAAUACGUUUUCACUGGCGUGUGUCGGGGGCCUUCCUUUGGCCUAUCAGCUUACUCACGAGUUCACAAAAAACUCACGCAACGAACUGGAGGCCAUCCAGAUCAGCUGCGUCAUCAUCUUUUUCGCUGGCAUCUUCCAGCUCGCCAUUUGGGUCACUGCCCUCUUCAAUGAAAGGGAAACUCUGCAUCCAUACGUGAGGUACGGGGGCAGAGAACAUGCUUUCAUGUUUGCCAAGCUUGCCCUGUACCCCUCCGUCACGCUCACCACUUUCUUCCUCACUUGCAUUUUGAGUAAGUUCAGUGCCCAGAUUUUCCAUCUCAUGCAAAUCGUUGUGCCGUUUGCUUUCCUAGCCCUUCGUGUUCUUGUCAGCGUUGCCUUGUCACUUUUAAAGUUAGUGUUUCGUCCGGCCAAACCGAUGCACAAUGCAUUCGAGGAAGAUGAAAGUCGUUUGCCGUUCAAUGAUGUUGUGUCUUAGCCUAGAUUUUAAUAGACUUACAAGAAAAAAAAUCUGUUGGGUUGGUUGCCUUUAUUUUUCUCCUUUGUUUUGAAAUGGCUCUACCUUUUAUGGUAAUUGAAACCAUUAGUGCAAGUACUUCAAUAGUGACCAUAAAUAUUGCUUGAAGGAGUUUGAUACUAUGACUCAUGAAGCAUCAGUUCUAUCAUUUAGGUAAAAGUAAAAUAUUUCAUGAGACGAGAAUGGACAGGUUGUGAAACGCUGCAUUACCUUCGCCCCCCUCUAUUUUCUGUUGUGUCAGAGAGAGGCUUUUAACUGUCCCGUUCUUUGGGUUUAACAAAUAGACAUUAUGAAUGAACUCCAUUCUCAAGAAUGAAGUUCAUUCAUAUUAAGGUACAUAUAAAUGUUACUUUUGCUUUUAAAGAAAAGCCUACUGUAAUUAGCCCAUCCAGGAAAGCACAGUCACUUUAAGCUAAUGCAACUGAAACUCACCUAUAACUUACGUACAACUCACCUCAUCCAAAUAGUCUUUCCAAUACCUUUUUAUCUGUUUCAUUACACAAUUAAUUGCUAGCUGACAGAAAAGCUUACCUAAGUCAGUUUGCUCUAGUCUAGAGGAAAGUGCCAAGACCUGUUACUUGGAGCACAUUGCUUAAUUCGGGAGAUUUAUAGCAAUAAAUAGUGCCCACUUCAUUACACUGUAAGUUUAGAGCCAGUUCAACAGUAAAUGCUGCAGUAGGAUUUUAUCCAAUUAAAAAAAAUAUAUAUAAAAAAUAAUCUGGAAACAUUCUUCAUUUAUUUUGUUGAUGAUCGUUUUUAUAAAUGCUUUUAUUUUAAAUUCUAUGAUAAUUUGUAAGUGCAUUUUUAUAUUAUUGUGCUAAGCACAAAGAGUUUGUCAACUGCUAAUGGGCCUGCCAGUAGAAAACCGUCCAUAAAAUGGACUCUCGGUUGUUUAUAAUUCAUUGGAUUAUUAUCCUGAGAUCCCUUCCUGCUGAAUGUUGUUUUCCAUUCAUGUUCAAUAAGGGUUAAUGAUUUCUGUAACAUGUUUUAUGAUUGUAAUGUAUUUUUGUCAAUCAUCUUUUUUUUUUUUUUUUUUAUUGUUGCAUUAAAUGCGUAAUGCAGAUUUAUCCCAUUAGAUGGCACUGUUGUGUAAGCAUUCUGUUACAACUUGUUUAACCAGUAUAAUUAGGCUGUGUAUAGCAAGCAGAGGACUGGUUCCUGUUUUUCAGUUACUAUACCUAGUACCAGGCUUGCAGUGUCAUUGGCAGAACUAUGCAUGUAAAAAAAAUGUUUAACCUUGUAGACUGCUGGCGAGUACACUGACUGCCACCCUGCAGAGCUGACUGCCACCCUACAGAGCUAGUACACUGACUGCCACCCUACAGAGCUAGUACACUGACUGCCACCCUGCAGAGCUAGUACGCUGACUGCCACCCUACAGAGCUAGUACGCUGACUGCCACCCUACAGAGCUAGUACACUGACUGCCACCCUGCAGAGCUGACUGCCACCCUACAGAGCUAGUACACUGACUGCCACCCUGCAGAGCUAGUACACUGACUGCCACCCUGCAGAGCUAGUGCACUGACUGCCACCCUACAGAGAUAGUACACUGACUGCCACCCUACAGAGCUAGUACGCUGACUGCCACCCUGCAGAGCUAGUACGCUGACUGCCACCCUACAGAGCUAGUACGCUGACUGCCACCCUGCAGAGCUAGUACACUGACUGCCACCCUACAGAGCUAGUACGCUGACUGCCACCCUGCAGAGAUAGUACGCUGACUGCCACCCUGGAGAGCUAGUACACUGACUGCCACCCUACAGAGCUAGUACACUAACUGCCACCCUACAGAGCUAGUACACUGACUGCCACCCUGCAGAGCUAGUACAAUGACUGCCACCCUACAGAGCUAUCUCCCUCUGUCACGCAAAUUGAUCAGUGAGCCACUGACACUGGCCUGUAUUGCUGUUGGGUAUUUGAAGGCAUUUAGACCCUGGUAUCUACAUGCUGUUAUAAAUAUGAUACAGGAAGCCAACAUAAGUGCACCUUCCAGUUACCUGUACUAUUCAGCUCCUCUUUUUUAUAUGUAUAAAUAGUCCUGGUUCCAUUUUCAAAAUACCUCACUGGAUAGCAGCCAUUUAGGAAGUCAUGAUUGGGGAAGCCUAUGUCUUAUGUUAACUUUUGGGCUAAUAAAGCUUCUUAUUGUUGUUUUGCUUUCAUGUAUAAUUACAGUGAGUUGCUUUUUACAGUGGCUGACACACUUUCAUUCCAGGUUCCCAGUCAAUGUUUUAGCUGUCAGAAUGUCCUAGUGCUAGUUAAUAAAAUACUUUUUAUUAGCAUGUAAUUAUAUCUUUAUUGAUAUGAUGGUUGGCAGCAUUGACGUUCACAGGGCGCACUCCAAUACCUACACUGCAACUCUACUAUUUAUAGGCAAACUGUAUACAAGCUUGGGUAGUGAGCGGAACUGUGCUCGUAUAAAAACUGAGCUGUUCCAAAACCUGAAACUGCAAAAUGGAUGUUUCUAUUUUGUUUGUUUGUUUGGGUCUGAAUAAAACUGAAUAACUGCU
Molecule: messenger RNA, 4223 nt
Organism: Acipenser ruthenus (sterlet)
Lineage: Eukaryota; Metazoa; Chordata; Actinopteri; Acipenseriformes; Acipenseridae
Product: endosomal/lysosomal proton channel TMEM175-like
Exons: 10
Coding region: 122-1675 (517 amino acids)
Cellular component (GO): lysosome; endosome
Molecular function (GO): proton channel activity; potassium ion leak channel activity
Source: RefSeq, a predicted model, not a curated record